AUGUCAGUCUCUUCAGCCGAGCGAGAUGGUUUGAUACGAGCAGCUUUCGAAGGCAAGUUAUAUCCCCCUGAUGCCCUGUUAAUGUCUCACCAAUGCUCUGUAGCAAAAGAUAGGGCCUACAGUCCUUACUCACAUUUCCCUGUGGGUGCUGCUCUACUGGCCAAAGAUGGUGCUAUAAUACGGGGAUGUAGCGUUGAUAAUGUGAUCUACAGCGAGACGAUCUGCGCAGAGCGUGUUGCUAUCGUCAAAGCCGUUAGCGACGGAGUCACCGAUUUCAGAGCACUCGCCGUCACCUCAAAUCUAUUUUCCGCCAUAACACCAUGUGGAUUGUGCCGUCAAGUACUGCAUGAGUUCUGUGAUCCUCGCAUGGCGAUAUUUCUGGUUCCGGGCGACUACCCUUCUUCUGACGUCAGAGAGACGACACUUGGGAAGCUAUUUCCUGCAUUGGCUGGACACUCGGCAAUGGUACAUUAG
Messenger RNA from Guyanagaster necrorhizus, 474 nucleotides. RefSeq names its product cytidine deaminase. The coding region runs from base 1 to 474 and encodes 157 amino acids. The transcript is spliced from 4 exons. NCBI's taxonomy places the organism in Eukaryota, Fungi, Basidiomycota, Agaricomycetes, Agaricales, Physalacriaceae. Gene Ontology annotation, cellular component: cytosol. Gene Ontology annotation, molecular function: cytidine deaminase activity; zinc ion binding. The record is from RefSeq and is a predicted model, not a curated record.